AUUGUGUCGGUAGUUUCUGUCAAUAGAAGAAACGCAUCUUGCAAAUUCUGACCAGCUUCGAGAGCGUUUUAAGAACUUUGACACUUAACACUGCAGAAACGCACCGGAUUUCCUACAUAGAGAUAACAAUUAUAAUUGUUUAAUUGAAUAAAAAAUAUGACUGGAGCAUCUUUAAAUCGUCUCAGUGCUUUGUCACAUACCCUUAAAAAACAAUUUACAUCUAAGCGUAUUUCUGUUGGAGUUAUCGGCUCUGGUAAUUGGGGUACUGCCAUCGCAAAAAUAUGUGGAGAAAAUGCUGAAGCUCAUCCUGAAUUGUUUCAUCCUCAAGUCCAUAUGUGGAUGUAUGAAGAAAACGUUGAGUAUCACGGUGAAAAUCGAAAACUUACCGAAGUAUUUAAUUCAACUCAUGAAAAUAUAAAGUAUUUGAAGGGUGUACAGUGUCCCUCAAAUGUUUAUGCGAACCCCGAUAUUCGCGACGUUGGAGCCAGAAGUGAUGUCCUUGUGUGGGUCCUUCCACAUCAAUUCGUUGUGCGAGUUUGCGAUCAACUGAAAGGACACUUGAAGAAGGAUGCUGUUGCUAUUUCUUGCAUUAAAGGUGUUUCAGUUAACUCAGACCGCGUUCGUCUUUUUUCAGACAUCAUUCAUGAACGCACCGGUAUGUACUGUGGUGUUCUAUCGGGUGCCAACAUUGCCAGUGAAGUAGCAAAGGAAAAGUUUUGUGAGACUACCAUCGGAUAUGAUCCUGACAAUUCGGUAAAUCCUUUAUAUACUCCCAACACCAUACGUUCCUUGUUUAAUCGUCCCUAUUUCCGUGUUCAAAUGGUCAAAGAUGUUCCAGGGGUGGCCUUGGGUGGUGCUUUGAAGAACAUAGUAGCCGUUGCUGCUGGUAUCAUAGAUGGACUUGAAUUGGGUGACAAUACAAAAUCAGCUAUUAUGAGAAUUGGUCUUUCAGAAAUGCAAAAGUUUGGAGCUAUGUUUUUUGAUUGUGAUCGUCUUACCAUGAGUGAAGAAUCUUGUGGUAUUGCCGAUUUGAUUACCACUUGCCUUGGUGGUCGUAACCGUAAAUGUGCUGUUGCAUUUGUCAAAACUGGAAAGCCCAUGCAUAUAUUGGAAAAAGAGCUUCUUAAUGGUCAGAAAUUGCAAGGUGCAGCUACUGCUAAAGAAGUUCACGAAUUUUUGGAGCAUCAAAAUAAGGUGGAUGAAUUUCCAUUAUUUAAAGCCGUGUAUGACAUCGUUUUCAAAAAUCUUCCUCCCAACAAACUUCUGGAGGCUAUUUAAUUACACAGAAUUUUUUUGAUAUUCGUAUAAUCUUUCUAGUUUCAUUUCACGCUAAGUCGAUGGUUAAACGAGUAGUAAGAAGUUUCGACUACAUUAGACUGAAAGAUAACAUAGAAUAAGAUUAUACGUGAAACUUUGGAAUUCACUUUAUUUGCUUUGAGAAAAUAUAUUGCGGAUUGUAAUUUGUUUAUUCCUACGUUUAUUAACUUACAGUAUUUACAACAAAUAAAUCAAUUAUAUCUUAUUUUUCAAAAUUCUCCAAAAAAACUGGACUCCUAAAGUGUUCAUAAUG
Molecule: messenger RNA, 1570 nt
Organism: Schizosaccharomyces octosporus yFS286
Lineage: Eukaryota; Fungi; Ascomycota; Schizosaccharomycetes; Schizosaccharomycetales; Schizosaccharomycetaceae
Product: glycerol-3-phosphate dehydrogenase Gpd2
Exons: 2
Coding region: 157-1278 (373 amino acids)
Biological process (GO): glycerol-3-phosphate catabolic process; carbohydrate metabolic process
Cellular component (GO): nucleus; cytosol; glycerol-3-phosphate dehydrogenase (FAD) complex
Molecular function (GO): protein homodimerization activity; glycerol-3-phosphate dehydrogenase [NAD(P)+] activity; NAD binding
Source: RefSeq, a predicted model, not a curated record